AUGGCCCAUGCAGUGCCAGCAGCCAAGACGAGUUUGGUUGUAACGCUGAGCACGUGCCAACAUCCAGAGUCGGCGCAUGCUUUCGCUGUUCCUGUUGACGACGUCGUUGGGGUAGCUGUAGCAGUUCAGACGCUUCAGAAGGCCAGUGCAAAGUUGGGAUUUCGGUCGGAGGAUGUCGUUGACAUUACGAGGAGCUCAAUGCGGGACUGGACAGCACAGACGCGUCCGUCCUGCCAUCCCUUCCCUUCUGCUGGAGAGCGCUGCUGCUGCGGAGCGGUUACAGCGGUUGAUGAUUCAGGUGGGCCUGGUUUUGAUCAAGGUCAUGUUGCCGCGCUGAUGCAGGAGCUCUUUCAUGAUGCGUUGCGAGAAGCCAGGUUGAGACCACAAGCCACCGGCGUCUUGCAUGUUCUGCCCAGAGCAGAGCGCCCCACUCUGCCUGUGAUGGAAAGCAGACUGCCCAGUGAAGCUCUUCCCACCGCGGUCAGACACAGUGAACCUCAGCAGUCACUGGACAAGCAUGAGCUGCAGCUUCGCAAGAAAUCUCCCAGAAGUCUACGCCAAGACGCGCAAAACCUAUGGACAGCUCUGGAGAAGUCUAAGGUGUACAUUCCUCCGGUUCCAGACGCUCCUGCAUCCCAUGACCGAUUCCAUUUAGAGCGGCAUGGGCAUGGAAGGGGCAAUACCAAGAGCACCAAGAAAAGGAGAAAGCGAGAGGAUCGCGCAAGCCUCUGUCGCUUGAUUCUCCACUUGGAGCAGCUGGCCCUCGAACAUGGCGUCUGUGUCACACACACGCAGAGGCCCUCUGGAGAGGCUCACGGGGCGGAGAGCACCAGCGACAGUGCCUCUGAGGGCAUCUGA
This is a messenger RNA of Symbiodinium natans, 858 nucleotides long. The record is from the annotation of a GenBank genome assembly. Lineage: Eukaryota; Dinophyceae; Suessiales; Symbiodiniaceae.